Messenger RNA from Nematocida ausubeli, 1278 nucleotides. RefSeq lists its product as uncharacterized. The transcript has a single exon. The record is from RefSeq and is a predicted model, not a curated record. Gene Ontology annotation, biological process: post-transcriptional regulation of gene expression. Gene Ontology annotation, molecular function: mRNA binding. Bases 1 to 1278 code for a protein of 425 amino acids. Gene Ontology annotation, cellular component: cytoplasm. Lineage: Eukaryota; Fungi; Microsporidia.
AUGCAAGACAAAACUAUUUCACUGAGGUGGCUGGGAAAGCAUGCCACGCAGUCAAAAGAACAGUUAAAAAUAGAUCCAAUCAAGAACUUACCCCUUAUGGAAAGUUCAGUUGAGAUAAAAAAGAACAAAAAAUAUAGUAGAGAUAGUGUAGGGUGCAUCUCCAGGCCGACCCGGGUACUACAGAUUUGGUACCCAGAAGUACAGAAUGGCAGGGCAGACCCGAUCUGCCUGUGCUUCUUGUGUGAUGAAGAGAGUGUCUGCAGUAUGUGUAAUUGUGCGUCUGGCUGCGAGGAUCCAGAAGAGAAGACUGGGGAAGUGUCUUUUGUGAAUGCAAAGAAAGAGUGCAUUGAAGAAAGUCUGCACAUGGAAAACAAAAUUGAUGCAUUCACCAGGAAGGAGACAUCUGCCCAUAGGAAUUAUCGAUUUGAUUUCUGUCAGAAGUGCAUGUACUUAAAGAGCUGGCCUAUUAUUUCUAUUGAGGAAAGAAUGUGCACUGCAAAGUUUAUUACAGUAGGGCAGGCACUUGCCUUCUAUCAGGCCCAUAAAUAUAUUCUACUAAUGUCCUUUGGGGAUGACAUAAGGAUGCCUAUUCUGCAUCCAGCCCCUAGUGUGAAUUUAUUGCUGGGUGUCCUUGACAUGGCCUUCUCUGCACAGAAAAUGAACAUAGAAGAGACUGAAUUUGAGUGCACGGGUGAAGAGCGCAUGAAAAGAGAGAUUCGGAUGAAAUCUGGAGUGGGGAAUUUUGUUGAGCCAUGCAAGUCACUUGACUUCAUAGGGAUGGCAAGUGGAAGGAACUCAAAUAUUGUCCUGCAGGAGAGAAUUAGGGAGAUGACGCAGGAGGGUCUUUUGCAAUGCAUAUCCACACUCACUGCGCAGGAGUUUGUCUACUUGGCAAAGCACAAAUAUGGGACGUAUGUGAUUCAGCUGAUUAUUAGCCAGAUCAAGGAAAUUCUGUUGGUGGAGGAGGUGAAGAAGCAUAUGGCGCCAUAUUCAACAAGCCUGCUGCAGCAUGAGAUAGGAAACUAUGUGAUCCAGAAGAUAAUCAAUUAUGAUGUGAAGUUUGUGUUUGACUGCUUCAUGAAGGACUUCAAGCAAAUUGCAAGCAGCAAAAUAGGCUCGCGUGCCUUUAAAGGCUGCAUAAAGCACUUUCACCUACAAAGAAAGGAGAUCAUACAUGUGCUCUCUUCUGAGUUUCUUGAGUCACUUCCCUUUGAGGAGCAGAAGGUGAUUCGCACAGCACUAAAGGAGAUUCUGUUUGUAAAUAACAAAGGAAAUUAA